This is a messenger RNA of Vitrella brassicaformis, 395 nucleotides long. Lineage: Eukaryota; Vitrellaceae. The record is from the annotation of a GenBank genome assembly.
CUAGCCGUGGUACGUCCCCCACUUGAGGCUGCGGUGCAGGUCGGCGGACACCCGGGACCCCAAGAACUCGUCCUUGGCCUCCUGGUGGUCGGCAGGCGUCAGGGGGGGCCUCGGAUAUCUCCACUGGUCGAGGAUCCACAGCAUGCCUUCCUCCUCCAUGAGGACAUCGACCAGCUUCUCGACCCGCAUGACGUUGGCCAUGGCCUGGCCCAUGCCAUACAGGGCGCUCGUCUCGUCCAGCCACACGCCCUUCUCUGUCUCGCUGCUGUCAGCAGCGUCCUCGCCCCCGAAACGAUACCCUUCUGACGCAGGUCCUCCUCCACGCUGUUGGCGGCGUUGCGGAUGUUGACAUACUUCCGCCGCCGCCAGCGGCCGUCUUCGUCGAGCAGCUGCAU